Molecule: messenger RNA, 1114 nt
Organism: Talpa occidentalis (Iberian mole)
Lineage: Eukaryota; Metazoa; Chordata; Mammalia; Eulipotyphla; Talpidae
Gene: ARL4A
Product: ADP ribosylation factor like GTPase 4A
Exons: 2
Coding region: 202-804 (200 amino acids)
Biological process (GO): intracellular protein transport; vesicle-mediated transport
Cellular component (GO): cytoplasm
Molecular function (GO): GTP binding; GTPase activity
Source: RefSeq, a predicted model, not a curated record
AGCCGCGGGCAGAGCUGCGUGGAGAGUUGAGGCGAGCGGGCGUGGGGUGCGCACCCCGCGGAGAAACCCCUAUCGAUGCGUUCUCGGUUGGACUCAGGCUCCAGUUCAGGAGCAGUCUUGUAGCUGGAUCCCUUAGGAAGAAAAGUUCUAAAGCUGUGAGAAGAAAGUCUUUCAAUUUGGAACACUUAUUUACAGCUGGAAAUGGGGAAUGGACUGUCAGACCAGACUUCUAUCCUGUCCAGCCUGCCUUCAUUUCAGUCCUUCCACAUUGUUAUUCUGGGUUUGGACUGUGCUGGAAAGACAACUGUAUUAUACAGGUUGCAGUUCAAUGAAUUUGUAAAUACCGUGCCUACCAAAGGAUUUAACACUGAAAAAAUUAAGGUCACCUUGGGAAAUUCUAAAACAGUCACUUUUCACUUCUGGGAUGUAGGUGGUCAGGAAAAAUUAAGGCCACUGUGGAAGUCAUAUACCAGAUGCACCGAUGGCAUUGUAUUUGUUGUGGACUCUGUUGAUGUUGAAAGAAUGGAAGAAGCCAAAACUGAACUUCAUAAAAUAACUAGGAUAUCAGAAAAUCAAGGAGUCCCUGUACUUAUAGUUGCUAACAAACAAGAUCUGAGGAACUCACUGUCUCUCACGGAAAUUGAGAAAUUGUUAGCAAUGGGGGAACUGAGCUCAUCAACUCCCUGGCAUUUGCAGCCUACCUGUGCAAUCAUAGGAGAUGGACUAAAAGAAGGACUUGAGAAACUACAUGAUAUGAUUAUUAAAAGAAGAAAAAUGUUGCGACAACAAAAAAAGAAAAGAUGAAUGGGGAUAACAUUUGUGUGGAGUAGGUUUUCUCUGACCUGAUUUUGACAAGUGGAAGAGUGUCUACAGCCUGGUUUGCCUGCCUGCCGUCCUGGAUGCUGUUAAAGCUUUGUUUUGUUGAACAAUCAGAUGCCCAAUUCUAUUGCCUUGUGGAAGAUGAGUAAAUGCAGUGCUUCUUAAAGUGUCUCUUCCUACCCCACAAAUCUUUUGGUACUACCAUUUUGGGAAGCCAAGCAAGGAUAGUAAAUUGACCAGAAAACACAGUUGUGGAAUUUGACUUGAAGUUAGUGAAAUAAAACUUUGAAGAGUG